Molecule: messenger RNA, 2957 nt
Organism: Anneissia japonica
Lineage: Eukaryota; Metazoa; Echinodermata; Crinoidea; Comatulida; Comatulidae
Product: sonic hedgehog protein A-like
Exons: 4
Coding region: 610-1848 (412 amino acids)
Biological process (GO): protein autoprocessing; cell-cell signaling; multicellular organism development
Molecular function (GO): calcium ion binding; patched binding
Source: RefSeq, a predicted model, not a curated record
CUACAUUACCACACUAAAGUCAUGGACUUAAAAGGCCGUAUCUGUUGCAGAGACUGUUCGCUGAUGAACAUAGCGAUUCUGUUGUAGAUAUGUCUAUAGCGUUUCUAAUAAAUAAUAGAACAGAGAUUCUGGAGGAGGAAAAGGCGUUUUCAGCUAUACUACAUUUUAGUUGUUUGCUCACAUUAAGCGCGCAUGGUAAAAUAGUACUAGAAUGCGCCCACGUCACAUCACAACAACCAAUCAGAAUACUUCAUUAAACAAUACAGCCCCAGUUGAUCUCUGACAUUAUCUGAGAGCUAAACUAACACAUUUAUCAGCAUUAAAUAAGAGAGAACCUGUUAACAACUUUCAGACGUACUUUACUGUAUACUGGUAAACGUUCCCCUGUAGGGCUGUCACAGAACUGAUUCUGGUGUCGAGGAUCUCCAUUCAUCCGUUUGAAGGCGGCGGAAGUGUUAUUUAAAGUCACUUGUUGAUUCUACCUGUGAGUUUGAAUAGCCCAUAGAGGUUAGGGACACACGUUGCUAUAAUUGAAUAACACCCAUCAUUAGCAUUUGACUUUUUGACAGAAGUACGUUUUGUUGAGAGUGUGACCCAGGAGCAUACCCGAUGAAGAAACUUCGGAAAAUAUACCAUCUAGUUGUGGUUGCGUGCGUCACUUUUGGCGGCAUAGCCUUUGCGUGUUCCCCGAGCAGAUCUGGUGGCAGCAGCAGACGACAAGACGCUAUGCGUCCAUUAAACUACAGGGAAUAUGUUCCGAGUAUGUCCGAAGUUCAAGUACCUGCAAGUGGAGAACCAGAGGGAAGGAUUUAUCGAGGUGACGCUGCCUUUAAUGAACUUACUACAAAUAUGAAUUCAGACAUUGAGUUCAAAGAUGAAGAGGAGACAGGCGCCGACCAGGUGAUGACGCAGAGAUGUAAUGAUCGAUUAAGUCGAUUAGCAAUAAUGGUGAUGAAACACUGGAAGGAUGAAAACAUUAAACUGCGAGUUGUGGAGGCCUGGGAUGAAGAUAGUCGGCAUCCCGAGAACUCAUUGCACUACGAAGGAAGAGCCGUCGACAUCACCACAAGCGACACGGACCAAAGCAAGUACGGCAUGUUGGCGAGGCUUGCUGUAGAGGCGGGAUUUGAUUGGGUUUAUUACGAAAGCAGAUCAUACAUUCAUGCUUCGGUCAAAUCAGAUUCAAAUCCUGCUUCAAAAGAAGGAGGCUGUUUUCCUGCCGAAUCUGAAGUAACACUAGAGACUGGGGAAACUAAACGUAUGAUUGACUUGAGAGUAGGAGACAGUGUCAAAGCAGUCGACGGAGAUGGUGGUAUUAUAUACAGCGAUGUGAUAAUGAUGAUGGACGCAAAACCUGACCACAAUGCAACAUUUUUGACACUGCACACACCAUCCCAUGCUAUAACGCUUACUGCUGAACACAUUAUUUACGUAUCACAUAGACAAUCAAACUUUUUAGAAUCAAGAGCAACUUUUGCGAGCAGAGUUUUGGAGGGACAAUAUAUUUUUACAGUUGUAAAAAAUGGGGACAAAGAACAUUUGAUUCCAGAAAAAGUUGUGAAAGUUUCAGUUAAUGAAAGGACUGGUGUAUUUGCACCUUUAACCUAUAAAGGGUCAAUCGUUGUUGAUGAUGUAGCAGCAUCGUCUUAUGCAAUCAUCGACAGUGAAUAUAUAGCUCAUGCCUCUUUUACUCCGGUAAGGUGGUUAUACAGCCUUAAAAAGCAACUGUGGGGGCGCUCGUCUUAUUCGGAACACGAUAGUAAUAUUCACUGGUACCCACGUUUCUUAUACAAUUAUGGACAUCAUUUUGUAAGUAGUCAUCUGUAUCCAGGAAUUAGACUUGUUUGAAGGGAAGCUGAGGUGACUGAGCUGACAACUUAACCUAAGAGACAGUAGCACGACGCAGUGUUUGAGACAAAGUUAGCCCAGUAGCUAACUCCUUUGAGUAUAGUUGUAGGCCUAUUGUAGACGAAUUGAAAAACAGCUAUCGCAAGGGUCUUGUAAAAGCUGCAGCUGCAGAUUUGAUGAACAAGUUUUUAUUCCUUUGAAGAUAUUUUGGUAUCAACAUAAAGACAUAUUGCGAUUGAUGGUUGGACCUAGGCCUACAUUUGACAUUGGAAUAGACCAACGUGUUUUGAAUUAAUUUUAUAAAAUCGUUAAUGAAGACAUUGAUACUUUUAUAUUUAAAUCUUACGACUUUGAGAAUUAUUAAAAAACAAUAUAUUUAAAUGCUACGUAUGAAUAUUUUUUUAACACAUUUAUACAUUCUCCGAGCAUUUAAUAUAAAUAAGUACUGUACAUACUUAUAUCUUUCGACAUUUUGUAACACACAAUGUGCAUUUUGAUAUAUAAUAUACUGUACUUAAUCAUGUGCUUUUGAGCUUUACGGUGAAUAUGAAUAUGCUUACAAGCUGAAACAGAUUCAUUUCGCACAAGGCACAGCUAGAUAGGCCUAAGUAUGUAUAAUUAUUGUGACUGGAGACAUUUUACAAGAUGGUGGCUUGUUUGUGAAACAAAAAUUACACCGAGUGUGUGUCUAUCAUUAAAUGAAAAUGACUUUUUUUUAAAUUGAAUUGUAUUUUUAAUAUUUAGACAAGUAGGUGAAUGUUAGAGAAUAUUACUAUUCUCAAAGGGAACAUAUUUUAAAGACGACGGUUUGAGGACGGACGAAAUUUAUUUCUAAAAUUGUUUGUAUUUAAUAAUUGUUGGUUUACUUCCAUGGUAAUGGUAGUGUAAACAUAACGUUGUAAAUCAAUUUCUGCCAUUUUGGCUUGUAGAAAAUAAAUAUCUUAAUAAAUUUGACUUUGCAGAAGAUAAGAUAUAAACUGUAUUUAUUAUGUAUAUACAUUGUACAAAGGAAGCAAAUGUACACACUUUUUAAUUGUUUAUCUCCAGAAGUAGUUAUAAGUUAUUAAGGAAUCUUAAUAAAUAUUUGAAAAUUUAUUUAAAAAAAUGUA